This is a messenger RNA of Drosophila serrata, 1360 nucleotides long. RefSeq names its product repressor of RNA polymerase III transcription Maf1 (gene Maf1). The record is from RefSeq and is a predicted model, not a curated record. Lineage: Eukaryota; Metazoa; Arthropoda; Insecta; Diptera; Drosophilidae. Gene Ontology annotation, molecular function: RNA polymerase III core binding. Gene Ontology annotation, cellular component: nucleus. Gene Ontology annotation, biological process: negative regulation of transcription by RNA polymerase III.
UACUCUCCGUUUUUCCUGAUCAUGCUUGAAAAAAUAUUGCAUCAACAAUUAUUUUUCAUAAACAAAAAAAAAUCAUAAUAUCUGUUGAGGUUGGCUAUUUUAGGCUAUUUUGGUUGGCUUUCCAACCAUAUAUGACGACCGAUAGUUGCCAACACUGACUGAACUAGUUCGUUUGCAAUAAUUGCAUAGAAAAUCUGCAUCUGUGGUUGAAGCUUGUUGUUUUUUCUAUACAGAAAGCACAUUUGAGCUAUUGUAACCACGGAUUUAUUGACAAGUGUCAUGUUAAGGAGCUGCGGAAAUUCGGAAGUACACAUCGGGAAAAUCGUUCAUCUUAAAAGAUUGGAAGUUCAGAAAAUUAUUGCAAAUCUCAUAACCAUGCUGAGACAGGCAAAGUUGAGUUAUAAUAUUGCGGCUCUGAUUUCCAUACACCUUGUGGUAAAUAAUUUAUCGGGAAUUAUUAAGCUACCGAAAAUUUCAAUAAGACGGAAGAUCGCCUAAGAUAAAUAAUUCGUCAAAAGUGUGACUAUUUAUUUUUAAUAAUUCAAAGUCACAUUAAUUGAUAGUUAAAACAAAUACAAAAAAAGUUCUAUAUUCUGGGACCUGAAUAUUUCUGAAAUUAAUAAAUAUUUCAACAAAAAAUGAAGUUAUUAGAGAGCUCACGUUUCGAGGCAAUCAACAAUGCUCUUUCUAUUCAAACAAGCGGUGUAACAAUCUUCGGACGCAUUGAAAGUUAUUCAUGUAAAAUGGUUGCUGCAGAAAAAGCUUUGUAUAAGCGAUUUACGGCUGAAACUCAUGGACAUGAUCUUCAGGCACUCUCGCCUCCUCAAACUUUGACCGACUUUUCACCAAACUUCUGUCGAAACAACAGCCAAUCGGGAGAUGAGGGCAAAACUCUUUGUGAUACCAUCUCUAGAAAAACAUUGUUUUAUCUAAUUGCAACUUUAAACGCAUCAUUUGAGCCGGAUUAUGACUUUACUGAAGCAAAGUCGCAUGAAUUUAGCAAAGAGCCAUCAUUACAGUGGGUUAUGAACUCAAUCCAUUCGAAUUUAUCGGCAUUAGCUGGAGAUCAGUACCAAGUUUUACGCCAGCCGUUAUGGUCAGCUGUGGAUGACGAAGUAAAUUUAUCAGAUUGUGACAUAUACAGUUAUAAUCCGGAUCUAAGCUCCGACCCAUUUGGGGAGCCAGGCUGUUUAUGGUCUUUUAAUUAUUUCUUUUACAAUAAGAAAUUAAAACGGAUUGUGUUUUUUACAAGCAGAGCAGUAAACUCACUUUAUGCUAGUGAAACCUUGGAUUUUUCGAUGGAAGACGAAGUAUAUUAAUUUAUUGAUUAGAAUUGGUUAAAAUUGUUUAAUGUACUCGU